AUGUCGGGCAACGGACUGUAUGAUCCGGACCAAAUCGCGGUGGAUACGCGGUGGAUUGAACCUUGGAGCGAAGCUUUUAGGGCACAAAGAGAUGUUGGCCUCCGCGUCCCUAUCAAUUUUCACACUGCUGCAGCGGUGUCGUUGCAACAAGCAUGCUUUGCCAACAACCAAUACGAGCAUAAUGCUUUCCAAAAGUGCUUCUCAAAUUUACUGGCAGUGGGAUUUCCACAGUUCAUAGUCGAUACCUAUUGGGACCCACUGCGUUCAGUAUGGAGUUUGUGUCCAGUAGAGCUGCCACAGUCGAAUGGAGGUCCCAAUUCAGACAGUGUGCCUGUGGCGACUGGGGCAACAGUAGUCGCCUCAAGUGAUACUGUGCUGGCACAGAUACCACAGUCGACGUUGAAGAUACCUCCGUUGAAGCGUCAGGCAACAUCAUCCGCGGGGGAGUCGCCAUCCGCAGCAUCUUCGACUCCAUCUUCAUCUUCGUCAACUUCAGCAAGCGCAGCAUCGCCAACUAUCAUCAACUUUCCGUCUUCCAAUGGACCACCAAUUCUGCAGGUCGGCAGUUAUAACUGCACUUCUUUAAUGACACUAGUUCUGCUUACCGGCAUAUUGCAAAACUUUCUAGAAACAACAUCUACCACCACAGGCGCUUCGAUUACAAUGUUCACUUUCAAUGUACAUGCACCAGCGUCCUUGAGUGAACCAGAUGCACCAGCUCCGAACCUUACUCCGAAUCAGCUGCCAGUAUCAGGACAGCUUCUCAGCGAUGUACUACAGGGCAACCUUUCAGAUAAGACUUUUACGCCGUCUCUUUUAUCAAGUCAGCGUGCGAAUCUGGAUAACUCAUGGUUUGACGUCAGCUGGAAUAAUCUCCCAUUAGACGGUUACUACGAGACUUUGAAGAAUGGUCAAAACCAACGCUUCACCAACAACGGGUGGCCAACAGAGGCAUUCAUGGAGUUCCAGCAGUUCUAUAGGGUUGUUGCUAGCUACGGAACCGUGGAUGCUCAGAUGUCACUCUACAACAUUGGACCAGAUCUAGACUACAUGUUCCGCCCCGGCACCACCGUCGAAAAAAGAGCAACAUCAUUCGGCGCCGAUGGACGCGUAACAUCCGGUUGCCUCUUCGCUGCCAACGAAGACACCGUCAUCCAAACAACGAACUCCUCGUUCGCUCUCACUCCCGCACCACCCCUCUCCAUCGCCGCAAACCCGGACUUCGCAUCCCCCAUUCCAUCCAUCGCCAACCUCACCGCCUGCGGCCUAACCCCGUUCCUCAACCAAACCCUCGCAAACACAACCGCAGACAAGAACCCACUCCCAUACGCCGCAUACGUACACUCCACACUCUGGACCUUCGCCCCAGGCCAGCCCCUCAACGCCUCAGACGACAGCACCGACCCCAGCGAAAACCGAUGUGUCGUAAUGAUGAGAUCGCCCUACCCCAGCCGGUGGCGCGUAACAAACUGCGGCGAAGCCCACCGCGUCGCCUGCCAUGACCCCCACAAACCCUACGCCUGGCACAUAUCCUCCGACGCCACCCCCUACGCAAACGCCGCCUCUUUCUGCGCCUCCCCCGCCGAAUUCAGCGUCCCCCACACCCCCCUCGAAAACGCCCACCUCUUCUCUGCUUUCCAGUCCACCGCGCCUACAGACGAUGCUGUGUAUAUCAACUUGAAUAGUUUGAGCGUGAGAGAUUGCUGGGUCGUCGGCCUCAAUGGUACGUGUCCGUAUCUGCCUAGUACGGAUACAGAUCGUACAAGGAUUGUGGUUGUGCCGACGGUGGCGGCGGUGCUGAUUUUCUUGUUUGCGGUGCUUACUUUCUUUGUAAAGUGUGCGGCUAAUCGGAGGGAGACGAGGAGGGGGCGGAAGAGGCGGUUGGUGGAUGGAUGGGAGUAUGAGGGUGUGCCUAGUUAG
This is a messenger RNA of Pyrenophora tritici-repentis Pt-1C-BFP, 1920 nucleotides long. RefSeq names its product Atrophin-1 multi-domain protein. NCBI's taxonomy places the organism in Eukaryota, Fungi, Ascomycota, Dothideomycetes, Pleosporales, Pleosporaceae. The record is from RefSeq and is a predicted model, not a curated record.